AGGCGUAGACUGUCUACGAUUUAUUGCGCAGCGCUGCACGCGAACGGGCUGUAUCUGAUGGAGAAAUACAUCUGGAAAAUGUCAGGCAGAAGCCUGCCGAUCCGGAAAUGACAUCCGCCAAUGGCAUAGGCCGCGUGGCACCGCUCCACAAUACCGAUGGGGAGCAGGACUUGUUCUCCGGUAGGGCAGGUACAGAUGAAGCUGCAGCCGGUAGCAAGAAGAAGGUCUACCUGGUGUACGGCUGUAUCGGAGUAAACAAUUUCUUCUUGGCGGCGGCAAUCAGCCUGAUGAUGCCGAUCAUGGCUCUGGAGGCAGAGUUGAAGAAUCCAGAUAGCAGCAACGACAGCGUCUCUAAGCACGCGGCCGUAGGACUUGUGUUCAGCAUUGCCAAGUUCACUGAGUUCGUUGCUGCGCCUGGACUAUCGCUAGAGUUACGUAACAUUGGUAGCAAGUAUAUUCUGAUCCUCAGUGGUAUGGGCGUUGCAGGCUGUUUGAUACUGUUUGGAUUCAUCGCCUACGUCGACGGCUGGAUCCAAUUUCUACUGCUGAGUUAUUCCAUACGCAUUGCUCAGGGGUUGUUUACUGUUGCCAACUUUAUUGCGGCAUAUGGUAUCAUGGUGAUAACGCUACCCGACAAUCCAGUUUUCGCCAACGGAUCCAUGCGUGCUUUCAAUGGUCUGGGCUAUGCUUUUGGCCCAUUUCUUGGAGGGAGUCUGUACGAUGUUGGAGGAUUUACCAUUACGUUCCUUGCUGGUGGCAUUGCUCUAUUUAUAUUAUCAACAACGCUAAUUGUAGUUAUGCCAGCUAUUGAGGAGGCGAAGGAAAAGCCGGCAACAUCUGUGUCCUCACAUAGUAACGUGAGUAAACGGGAUCUUUUGUCGGUACCCUGGCUGUGGGCCAUAAUCAUCCAGCUAUUCCUUGGAAACUUCCUGAUGGGAGCUGUUGAGCCCACUCUUCCACUGUACUUCAUCAGAUUCUUCAACCUGUCUACAAGUAUCAGUGGUCUGACCUUUUUAAUGUAUGGCAUACUGUAUAGUCUUGUGGCUGCUUUGCUAGGGCACAUCGUUGACUGUGACUACAUUAGUAUAGAAGCUUCACAGCUUAUUGGUCUGGCAUCGUGUGGCCUGGCCUGUCAGCUGGUGGGCCCUGCGCUGUUUCUGAACUGGCCACGUUCGUCGGCGCUCAGCUUUCUGUCCAUGAUAUUCUUCGCCAUUGGUACCGCAGCACUACUCACUGUCGGUCUUCCGGAUAUGGCUCGAACCUGGUCAGAGCGUGGCUUUGGUACACCGCUAGAGCUUCGCCAUGCUGUGUCGGGUGUGAGCCGGGCUGCAAUGUCCCUGGGAUAUGGAUCUGGUCCCAUUGUUGGGAGUAGUGUUGUAGCUGCUUUGGGUUUCCAGAACGGCAUGUCUGCAAUAGGUGGUGUAUACUUUUCAGUAGGUGUGCUGGUCUUGGUCCGCUGCCUUUACAAAUACGUUGUGUUAUUGCGCCUGCCAGGUGCAGCUAGCCAUGCUGAGGAAUCCAUGGAUAGCCAAAAGCUGAUGGAGGAUGUCUCAGGCGAUCAAGAAUGAAGUGAUUGACUUGUCUGGGCAAACAGCAGCGUCUUUCAGCCCGUACAGAGGCGCUGGCGUGAGUUCAAUCUUUCCUCUUCCUUGCCACUGGAGCACUUGAUGUGACUCGAAAGUCACACAUAGUAUUUAAAAAAUAUCAAUUUAUUCCCACGUUUCAGUUGCAUAUCUGCCACAUCGAUUGCGUGUGGCUCAUUAGUAUUACUCACUACCCACGUUACCUUUGCCAGUUCAAGUUCUAAAAACACACAAUGCUCAAUGUUGGGUUUCUUGGCGGUUAGAUCAGUCCAAUUUAAACAUACUCCGAUAAUAUAGCAACAAGGACGACUAAUUGCAUUGUAAACGUCAUUGUCUGAACGUUGUCUGAAUGU
Sycon ciliatum is the source of this 1936-nucleotide messenger RNA. Its product is annotated as MFS-type transporter SLC18B1-like. NCBI's taxonomy places the organism in Eukaryota, Metazoa, Porifera, Calcarea, Leucosolenida, Sycettidae. Gene Ontology annotation, molecular function: transmembrane transporter activity. The coding region runs from base 108 to 1568 and encodes 486 amino acids. The transcript has a single exon. The record is from RefSeq and is a predicted model, not a curated record. Gene Ontology annotation, biological process: transmembrane transport.